This is a messenger RNA of Pochonia chlamydosporia 170, 318 nucleotides long. RefSeq lists its product as hypothetical. The transcript has a single exon. The record is from RefSeq and is a predicted model, not a curated record. Lineage: Eukaryota; Fungi; Ascomycota; Sordariomycetes; Hypocreales; Clavicipitaceae. The coding region runs from base 1 to 318 and encodes 105 amino acids.
AUGAUUUUCAACAGAGGCGAAGGUAGCUUCGGUGUCAAUGUCGACAACACUCCUCCAUAUGCAUCGUUGGGAAUGGCACACUUCCUGUUGGUAAGAAUACCUUGGGAGCACAGCAACGCCGUAGGCGCCGACCAUGUCCAGGGGACCCGUGGAUGCCUUAAUUUUACUUUUCCUUUUGUCCAUGCUUUCAUUUCAUUUAAUUGGCGAUGCGCUGCUCAAGUACAAGUCUAUCAUCCUUGCCGGAUGGGUCUUGUAAGUGCAACCUCUUUGCGUGUCUUUGAUCAACCAGAUAUGUCGGCGAAAGUUGAUACCAAAUGA